Molecule: messenger RNA, 2291 nt
Organism: Epinephelus lanceolatus (giant grouper)
Lineage: Eukaryota; Metazoa; Chordata; Actinopteri; Perciformes; Serranidae
Gene: gnpat2
Product: glyceronephosphate O-acyltransferase 2
Biological process (GO): phospholipid biosynthetic process; triglyceride biosynthetic process; ether lipid biosynthetic process
Cellular component (GO): mitochondrial membrane; peroxisomal membrane
Molecular function (GO): glycerone-phosphate O-acyltransferase activity; glycerol-3-phosphate O-acyltransferase activity
Source: RefSeq, a predicted model, not a curated record
ACGAAAGUCGAUGUGGAGGACAGGCACCUGCGAGGGCUCCACUUUGUUCCUGUGAAACAAUGACGAGCACGUAUUGGGACUCAGGCAGAGUGGGGCUGGAGAAUGAGUUUGUGGACAUACUGGAGGAAAGGAGGUGCAGCAGUGAUCUGGGCCUCGCCUUCAAGACCUUCAGCCCAAGCCCUUACAAAGGAGCUCCAUCCUGCUCCACAGCUGAACUCAACAAAGUCGUGCUGGAGUCCCAAUACCUACGCUACGUGGCCAAGGAGAUUGCCGCGGAGACGGGGCAGUCGGUGGAGGAGGUGAGAGAGGAAGCUGUUGGGAUUUUGGAGGAAAUGUCUCAGAACCUGCAGCUGGGGUUCAUCAGGCUGAUGGCCUUCACGCUCAGCAAGGUGUUAAAGAGACUCUUCACCAGCAUCUACGUCAACAUGGAGGGACUCAACAUGCUCCAACAAGCCGUUCAGGAGUGUCCUGUGAUCCUGAUGCCCAAUCACCGGAGCUACGUGGACUUCCUGGUUAUCUCCUACAUCCUGUUCGUCUUCGACAUCCCACUGCCUGUUAUUGCUGCCGGAAUUCCUCUCGCAGGGAUGAAGAUGGUCGGAGAGAUACUGCGGCGCUCGGGAGCUUUCUUUAUCCGACGCGCCAUUGGCUCUGAUAAACUGUACUGGGCAGUGCUGUCAGAAUAUGUCAAAACUAUUGUGAAGAAUGGAUUUGCUCCUGUGGAGUUUUAUGUGGAAGGCCUGCGGAGUCGCACACUGAAGUCCCUGAUACCCAAAUUAGGUAUGAUGCACAUGGUGGUAGAACCCUACUUUAAAGGUGAAGUUUAUGACGUCACAUUGGUCCCCAUCAGCAUCAGCUAUGACCGAGUGCUGGAGGAGUCGCUGCUCGCCCACGAGUUACUGGGUAUCCCCAAACCUAAAGAAAGCACCAUGGGUCUGCUGAAGGCGAGCAAAGUGCUCCAGGAAGAUUACGGCUGCAUGCAUGUGAACUUUGGCCGCCCCAUGUCAGUCCGACAAUUGUGUCAGGGAAAGAUAAACCGCUGCCAGUACAACCUCAUACCCAGAGACCUUCCUCUGAAGCCCAGCGCAGAGACUCAGGCCUGUGUGAGCUGGCUUGCUCAUCUGAUGGUACGAAACCAAGAGGAGGGCUCUCUGACCAGCCCCUGGUCUCUGAUGGCCUGCCUGUUGCUGCAGGCUCCCACCACAGCUUUAACAAAGGAGGGUCUGCUGUGGCAUCAGCUCACUGAGAAAACCCUCUGGCUCAGGAAGCUGGCGCUGGAGUUUGGGGCUCGUCUGAACUGGCCUGGACAAGCGUCUGACUCUGAUGUGAUGUCAUCCACCGUGGAUCUUCAUGGCUCCAUAGUUCACCGUAAAGCAGGGCGUGUCUACCUGGUGCAGGAGGAACAGCCUGAGAGGAGGCGUCCAAUCAAGCCAGAGGAGGAUGUGAUGAGAACAGCGGCGGCGGUGCUGAUGCUGGCCUCCUAUAGGAAUCAGUGCCUGCACGUUUUUCUGCGUCCCGCCUUGCUCGCCACAGCCAUGCACGUCACAAAGAGCACACAGAGAGACGAGCUCGACGCCUUCUUCUGCUUCCUGCAGGACGUCUUCUCCAACGAAUUCAUCUUCGUCCCUGGAAAGUCAUCUCAGGACUUCGAGGAGGCGUGCUUCCUCCUGAAGAAGAGUGGAGCAGUCCACAUCAGUCAGCAGGAAGUGACUGUGUCAGACGCAGGAAGGGAGGUGUUAUCCUUCCUGCAGGCGCUUCUACAACCCUUCAUAGACUCUUAUCAGGUGAUGUUCAGGUACCUCUGUGAGGACGGAGUUAACGUGUGCUCUGAGAAACACUUCUUGCCUGCUGUGCGAAACCUGGCGACAAAGCUCAUCCUCUCAGGUGAGCUUCACACCUAUGAAGCCCUUUCGUCCGACACACAAAAGAACGUCCUGUCGGCCCUGCGGAGGCUGGAGACUGUGACAAAGUUGGGGGCGACGGAGCAGAAUGAAUUCAGAGUGAAUAAAGCAGCUGUCAGAAGAAUCGAUGACAUUCUUUCUGGGAAAAUCCCUCCCCAGAUGCUCCAGACUACACCUGACGCAAAACUUUAGCCUCCGUUGGAACAGAUCCAUCUUCAGUAUCAGCUCACAGUCCUGUUUACCCUUAUGUGACCUUUUCCUCCAUCUUCCUUUUCUUCCCUCCGUGCCUUUAUGCAGCAAUCGUUAGAACUGCUGCAUCUUAAAGGGACAGUUCAUCCUCAAAUCAAAAGUACAUAUUUCUCCUCUUACCUGUAUUGCUGUUUAUCAGUCUAG